Messenger RNA from Aphanomyces astaci, 3036 nucleotides. RefSeq lists its product as hypothetical. Lineage: Eukaryota; Oomycota; Saprolegniomycetes; Saprolegniales; Verrucalvaceae. Gene Ontology annotation, biological process: carbohydrate metabolic process; N-glycan processing. The transcript has 3 exons. Bases 23 to 2980 code for a protein of 985 amino acids. Gene Ontology annotation, molecular function: alpha-glucosidase activity; carbohydrate binding. The record is from RefSeq and is a predicted model, not a curated record.
CAUUUCGUCACCAAAGUCUCAUAUGGUCGGUUUCGGACGAGUGUCGACGUGGCUGGCAGCUGCGUUGGCGAUCGCGGCGCUGUCUUCAUCCGUGGAUGCCGUAGAUCGAAGCAAAUUCCGUCGAUGUGACCAGGCUGCCUUCUGCUCCUCGCAACGCCAAACGGUAGGCAGCAGCGACACCUCCACGUACUCGUUGCUCGCAAAGCCCGACGCGGCCACGUCGUCGUCAUCUGUGUACUACUUUUCGCUUGUGCCGUCGACGUCCAAGAAGCCGCUGCACGCGUCAUUGAGCUUCCUCCAAUCCGGCGCCGUGCGUCUUCGCACGUCCGAGGUCGCUUUUGACGGGGCGCUCUUCGACGCCCACAACGCCGAGAACGACCUGACCAAGCCACGAUGGCAACCGAAGGAUGUACUUGUGGACACGACUCAUUCGUCGUUUGAGCGCACGACGUCAUCUCCCCUCACAUCGAUCGCGGCGGAAGAUGUGGCGUUCCUCUCGACUGCCGAUGUCCCCACCCUGGUGGUGCUUCGCGGGAAGCCGCGGGCUUUUGCCAUGGAAGUGUACGUGAACGGAGAACUGGUCGUGUCGACCAACACCUUGGGCAAGCUGCAUUACGACGCGCGCAAGGACAAGAACAACGACAGCAACGCCGCCACGUCCUCAGCCGACGACGCGGCUUCGGGAGUCGAUGUCCACGGCGGCAAGGAGAUUGUCGACUAUGGCGAGGAUGGGCUGGCCAUCUACGCCGACGGGACCCACCAAGUCAAAGGCACCACGGAAACCCCCGCGCCCGUCGACGACUCGUCCACGUGGCAGGAAUCGUUUGGCGGGCACUCUGACACCAAGAAGUUUGGGUCCACCGCCGUGGGCUUGGACAUCCAUUUUCACGGCCAAGAUCGUCAUUUGUAUGGCAUUCCCGAGCACGCGACGGACUUUGUCUUGAAAGACACGCUGUCUCGUGACAACACGCCCGUGACCGACCCAUAUCGGCUGUACAACUUGGACGUGUUCGAGUACGAAUUGAACGAGCCGAUGGCGCUAUAUGGCCACAUUCCGAUGCUCAUGGCCGCGAGUCCGUCGAAUACUGUGGGGGUGUUCUGGUACAACCCGUCUGAGACGUUUGUGGACAUUGCGACACCGUCAACAACGCAAAAAUCCACCCACUGGAUGAGCGAAAGCGGGUGGAUCGACCUCUUCGUCCUCCCGGGGCCGACUCCUGCCGCCGUGUCGGACCAGUUCACGCAGCUCACGGGCCGCGCGUCGCUGCCGCCCGUGUUUGCACUGGGGUACCACCAAUGCCGAUGGAACUAUAAGAACGAGCUCGACGUGUCUCGCGUCGACCAAGGCUUUGACACGCAUGUGAUACCGUACGACGUAUUGUGGCUCGACAUUGAGCACACGGACGGCAAGCGGUACUUUACGUGGGACCAGCAUGCGUUUCCCACACCGGUUGACAUGCAAGCGUCGCUGUCGGCGGUCGGCCGCAAGAUGGUGACCAUCGUGGACCCGCACAUGAAGCGGGAUGCCAACUACGCCGUGCACACGGACGCGCAAGCCCAGCAAGUGUACAUCACGGACGAAAACGGCAACGAGUUUGACGGGUGGUGCUGGCCCGGGUCGUCGUCGUAUGUCGACUUUACGUCCGACAAGGCGCGGCGGUGGUGGGCGUCCCAGUUCCGCCUGGACAAGUACAUUGGCAGUACGUUGGACCUGUACACGUGGAACGACAUGAACGAGCCGAGUGUGUUCAACGGCCCCGAGGUGAGCAUGCGCAAGAACUGCCUCAGCCGCGCCGGCGUCGAGCACCGCGAAUGGCACAACUUGUACGGGUACUACAUGCAGCGCGCGACCAUGGAAGGCCAGCUCGUGCGCCAGCUCCCCGAAGUCCCCCCAUCCGACGAACCAAUUCCGCUGACCGCUGCGGUGGAGCGCCCAUUCGUGCUGAGCCGCGCGUUCUUUGCCGGCAGCCAGCGCUACGGCGCCAUCUGGACGGGCGACAACAAGGCCGACUGGGGCCAUUUGAAUUACGCGACCAAAAUGCUGCUUAGCAUGAGCGUGGCGUCGCUCACGUUUGUCGGCGCCGACGUCGGCGGCUUCUUUGGCAACCCCGACGCCGAGCUGGUCACCCGCUGGAGCCAGGCCGCGACGUACCAGCCCUUCUUCCGAGGCCACGCGCACCACGACUCGGACCGCCGCGAGCCAUGGGUGUUUGGCGAGCCCCAUACUGGCCGCAUCCGCGAAGCCAUCCGUCGGCGUUAUGUGAUCUUGCCCUACUUGUACACGGUGUUCCACACGUGUAGCGUGUCGGGGUUGCCAGUGAUGCGGCCGUUGUGGAUGGAGUUCUCGACCGAUGCCAAGGCGUUUGGUGUCGAAGAUGCAUUCCUUCUCGGAGGAGAUAUCCUCGUGCAUCCGAUUACGUCGGCGGGCACGACUUCAGCGGACGUGUACCUUCCAGGCACGGAUGUGUGGUACAAUAUCAACGAAAGCUACAAGCGCCUUGUGGGGGGGACGACGUAUUCGGUGGCGGCGCCGAUCGAUUACAUCCCCGUGUUCCAGCGCGGCGGGAGCAUCGUGCCCCAGCGAUGGCGUGUGCGACGCAGUUCGGCGUUGAUGCGUCACGACCCGUACACGCUGGUCGUGGCUUUGAACCACGCCAAGGCGGCCGUGGGCGAGUUGUACGUGGACGACGAGCACACGUUUGCGUUUGAAACCGACCACAAGUUUACCCAAGUGCAGUUUGCCUUUGAGUAUGGCUUCUUGAGGUCGCAUGUGGGGUCCGUGGGCUUUGACGCGGCGGACGUGAAGAUCGAGCGCAUUGUGGUCGUGGGGCUGCAGCAAAAACCGACCACCGUGAAGCUUUUCAGUGGCGACGGCGAUGUCGUCGAGUUGGAAACUGCGUACGAUGCAAUCGACGACGCGCUGAUCAUCCGCAAGCCCAACGUCGCCGUGACCAGUGCAUGGACCAUCCAGUUUGUUUAAGGGCAUACUAUGUAGUAAAUAUGGCCUAAUAACGUUCAUCGAAAGUAGUUCACCAA